UGCCAUUCAUCCAGCGCGUCUGGGUGAACUCUGCUGAGAUUCCUGUUGCGCCUUCUCAUCAUGAGGACACGCAAUCGUUUCGAUGCAGAGGGUCGCCAGACUGUUCCUUUCGAUGGGGAUAGUGCAGCUUGCUCAACCGCGAACUCUUGGUUCUGUCACCUCGAGCUGCAGUCGCAAUAGUGAUCAGUUGCGCAUGGUAUCUGCCGAGAGGUACAUACAUGGCAAAUGUGGUCAUGGAGCAUCUACACUCGCCCAUCACAUUCUUUUUCUUUUUUUUUUGCUCCUCCCGUCUAGGCUGCCAUUCAUCCAGCGCGUCUGGGUGAACUCUGCUGAGAUUCCUGUUGCGCCUUCUCAUCAUGAGGACACGCAAUCGUUUCGAUGCAGAGGGUCGCCAGACUGUUCCUUUCGAUGGGGAUAGUGCAGCUUGCUCAACCGCGAACUCUUGGUUCUGUCACCUCGAGCUGCAGUCGCAAUAGUGAUCAGUUGCGCAUGGUAUCUGCCGAGAG
Messenger RNA from Gamsiella multidivaricata, 506 nucleotides. RefSeq lists its product as uncharacterized. The record is from RefSeq and is a predicted model, not a curated record. The transcript has a single exon. The coding region runs from base 83 to 418 and encodes 111 amino acids. NCBI's taxonomy places the organism in Eukaryota, Fungi, Mortierellomycota, Mortierellomycetes, Mortierellales, Mortierellaceae.